This is a messenger RNA of Lactuca saligna, 2252 nucleotides long. The record is from the annotation of a GenBank genome assembly. NCBI's taxonomy places the organism in Eukaryota, Viridiplantae, Streptophyta, Magnoliopsida, Asterales, Asteraceae.
CUACCUCUCGAUCUCCAUAUCCCCAAUUAGGGUAUCUACAUUCAUAACUAAUCUUUUUGGCAAAAAGAAGCUUGGAGUACCAUCUUUCUUGUUUCCAGAUUACUGGGUUUUUGUUUGUUUCUCAUAUUAGGUUUCUUGGAUUUUGUCUUUCGAAGGAAAAAAGAUUGUGCUCGUCUAGUACGAUCUACAUCACUAAUUGUUCUUUUAACGUAAAUGACAACAAGUUUUUAUAGAUUUCCUGCAAGUCGAGGUCAAGUCGUAAUCUUGCCGGCACUACUGGUGGCUCCACCGGUUUUUACCGACACAACCUCCUCACCCUCGCCGGAAUAUACACCCCGUGAACCUGUCAUCCUCUCCAUCUCAAAGCUAUACAAGAGAGGAAUCUUUGAGAAGUUGCAAUGGCUUCAAACAAUGUCCCCUUGGAGAUCUCCAUAAUUCAUGAUGAACGAGCACCGAUUCAUCAACAACCCAAACCAAAACGAAAAAGAGGAGGUUGGGCUCCAGCGUUUCUCCUUCUUGCAAAUCAAGCCCUUGCAACAUUUGCAUUCUUCGGAGUUGGAGUCAACAUGGUCUUGUUCUUGACCAGAGUCAUCGGUCAAGGCAAUGCAGAUGCAGCAAAUAGCGUUAGCAAAUGGACAGGCACUGUUUAUCUUUGUUCCCUUCUCGGAGCUUUCCUAAGUGACUCUUACUGGGGUCGCUAUCUCACUUGUGCAAUCUUUCAAUUCAUCUUAGUCAUGGGAUUGGUGCUAUUAUCCUUAACAUCAUGGCUAUUUCUAGUGAUACCUUCCGGAUGUGGAGAUGGAGUGAACCAUUGUUUUCCAACUUCAACUAAAGGAACGAUGAUGUUUUACUUAUCGAUUUACAUGGUUGCAUUAGGAUAUGGUGGGCACCAGCCAACAUUAGCCACCCUUGGUUCGGAUCAGUUCGAUGAAUCAGACCCAAAACAUAAAGAAAAAGGCACGAAAGGUGCUUUCUUUGCUUACUUCUAUGCUGCGCUCAACAUCGGAUCAUUGUUUUCGAACUCUAUUCUGGUGUACUAUGAAGAUAUUGGUCAUUGGACAACUGGUUUUUGGGUGUCUAUGUCAGCUUCGGUGGUGGCAUUGUUAUUGUUUUUCUGUGGUUCGUUUCAUUAUCGGUAUGUUCAGGCUUCGGGAAAUCCUUUGCCACGUGUUGGUCAAGUAUUUGUAGCAGCUUGUAGGAAGUGGAAAGUUCGUGUUGAUGAUGAGAAGCAAUUGUAUGAGGUUGAUGGGUUGGAAUCGGCUAUCAAAGGGAGUCGAAAGAUUCUCCAUAGCGAGGAGUUCAAAUGUCUAGAUAAGGCCGCGGUGAUAACAGAGAACGAUUUAAUGGGGCCACAAAAUGAUUGGAGAUUAUGUACGGUGACACAAGUCGAAGAAGCAAAAUGCGUUAUAAGAAUGUUACCAAUUUGGCUAUGUACGAUUAUAUACUCCGUAAUUUUCACUCAAAUGGCGUCUCUAUUUGUCGAGCAAGGCGCGGCCAUGAAUUCCUAUAUUGGAAAAUUCCAUUUUCCAGCUGCCAGCAUGUCGAUUUUCGACAUUGUCAGCGUGCUGAUAUGCACGCUGAUCUACCGAACAGUAUUAGUCCCACUAGUCGGGAGACUAAGUGGAAACCCUAAAGGUCUAACCGAGCUACAACGAAUGGGAAUAGGGUUGAUCAUUGGUCUUUUAGCAAUGAUUGCGGCCGGAGUCACGGAGGUGGAAAGGCUAAAACGGUCAAUUCCCGAGGAACAUACGAGCUCGAUGAGCAUAUUUUGGCAAGUGCCACAAUACGUGCUUGUUGGUGCUUCUGAGGUCUUUAUGUAUGUUGGACAAUUGGAAUUUUUUAACAGCCAAGCUCCUGAUGGGAUCAAAAGUUUUGGAAGUUCACUUUGUAUGGCUUCGAUUUCGCUUGGAAAUUACGUUAGUAGCCUUUUGGUGCAUAUGGUGAUGAGUAUUACUGCGAGGGGUGAUAAAGUUGGGUGGAUUCCGGAGGAUUUAAAUGAUGGUCAUAUGGAUCGGUUUUAUUUCCUUAUUGCGAUCUUGACUGUAUUUGAUUUGGUGCUCUAUGUUUAUUGUGCGAGGAAGUACAAGUGCAUUAGUGUCGAGGAAAAUGGUAAUGAACCCAAGAAGGAAGAAGGGUAAUUCGUUUAGUAUUUUGAAAUUGUUAGCACAUCUUGUUUAUGUUAAAAAGUUAAGAUAGUUUGGUACGUUUAUUAUGGUUUGUUAAAGUUUUCUAGUGAACUUGAGAUUAAUAAC